AUGGCCUCUACCAUCCCUCCUUUCCACCGCCUUCUAAGCUUCUACUCCAACCGCAACCCUCACGACUCUCAAACCAUUCGUCUUCAAGACUCACUUCGAGGCAAUCUCGCCCUAGGCCUGGACUUUCCGGUGGCCUUGGGAGUUGCAAUUGGUCGUCACCUGUUCCUUAAGAAUGUAUCAUUCUUCAGCMUCAACAUUCAUGUCCCCUCCGUGAGCUGGAAAGUCAGUCCUUUGGAAGGGCUAGAGGUGGAUGAGAAAAGGGACUAUACGUGCUCGGAGCUGUUCUCCAAGACUAGGCAGGAAAAGGGUGUAAUGGGGGCGAUGGACGCGUUGGGGGUUUGGUCAUUGGCUGCGGACGUAAAGAGCGGUCUAAUCAGCGGGCAGGAUGUCGUGGCUUUCCAACGUGGGACGCUACUGCAUGAGGUGGAGAACAGGCGGAAGGAUCGUGAGCAGGUAUUGCCACUUAAGAGAGGAGGGCCGAUCAGUGUUGCUGGGCAUAGCUGGUUUGUUGGGAAACUAUUUGGGGUGGAAGUCUAUCGGGAGAAGGAGGAUUGA
Messenger RNA from Ramularia collo-cygni, 555 nucleotides. RefSeq lists its product as uncharacterized. Lineage: Eukaryota; Fungi; Ascomycota; Dothideomycetes; Mycosphaerellales; Mycosphaerellaceae. The record is from RefSeq and is a predicted model, not a curated record. The coding region runs from base 1 to 555 and encodes 184 amino acids. The transcript has a single exon.